AUGUCCCACGAGUUGUUGCAGCUUGCUGGGCGAAACGCCCAGCGGAAUCGAGCACCGAUGCGUCUCCGCCGAUGGAAGCUGCUAAGAGACGCUGCCCCUGUGCCGCUGCCAGUCGAUGAGCGUGGCCAUCCAGACUAUGCCUUCGAUCUAUGUUUGGUGGACAUUACCUGGGCCGGCGCGCGCUUUCGUCAGAUCCAGCAGGGAGUCGUCCGAGAGGAAGAGUUGGAGCCCACCGUGGAGGAUAUCCUCACCGAUGCGCUGCGCUGGCUGCAGCGUCGCGGGGGCUGUGGUCUCCAUGCGUUCAUUGGGCACACAGUCGUUCAUGGAGCUCCAGCCACGGGUGGAGCUGCCUAUGCUUUCGACAACUACACGGCGGAGCUUGUCCGUGACGAGGAUUGGGCCGAUCCAGGGGAAGAAGAACUGCGCAUGGCGGCGCCCUGCCGACCACCAUUGGCCGCGUCUGACUGUCAGGACUGGCUAAGAGGGAGCAUCGGGGGCUGCAAAAGAGCCACUUCCUUGCCGCGGGCGGUGCAGCCGAAGGUCGCACGGAGAGGCGAUCGGGGUGGCAAGAAGGGCCAGGCGGCGGAGAAGGCAGUGUCAGAAAGUGGCCAAGUGGAACAGCUCCCCACAAUUCAAGACCCCUAA
Symbiodinium sp. CCMP2592 is the source of this 645-nucleotide messenger RNA. The record is from the annotation of a GenBank genome assembly. NCBI's taxonomy places the organism in Eukaryota, Dinophyceae, Suessiales, Symbiodiniaceae.